AUGGCGUCCGCAUCAGUAUCCCCCGCGCUGCUCCGGGCGCAGAGGCAGCUGUACGUGGACCCCGGGAGCGGGUACGAGGUGAUCACGGCGUUCUCUCACCGCCGCAGAGGCAGGUGCUGUGGCGCCGCCUGCAGACAUUGUCCUUACGGUCAGGUGAACGUGAAGAACCCGGCGCUGAGGAAGAGUGAUGAAAUCUGUGCAGCAUCUGCGCAACCGCUACCUCCAGCUCCUGCCGUGGCUCCUGCCGUGGCUCCUGCCGUGGCUCCUGCCGUGGCUCCUGCCGUGGCUCCUGCCGUGGCUCCUGCCGUGGCUCCCGGAGGACCCAUUGCUCUGCCUCCAGCCCACUCGUUCUGCUCUUGCCGUCGGUACGAAGACCCGGCAGGUCCCAGCUCUGCACAGAGACAGGUGGAGUUCACUCUGAGGCAAAGCAAGGCCGUGGCGGUGCACAGAGAGAGCGCUCUGGAGGCUGGCACGGCGUCAGUGGUGGUGGUUGUGGGGGUUUCUCUUUUGUUCAGGAUGUUGGAGCAGUUGGUGACACGGCGAGGAGAGGAUACGGGUUUUCAUUGUCGACAUGUUUGUGUUGGUUUUUGCUGA
Messenger RNA from Knipowitschia caucasica, 594 nucleotides. NCBI's taxonomy places the organism in Eukaryota, Metazoa, Chordata, Actinopteri, Gobiiformes, Gobiidae. The record is from the annotation of a GenBank genome assembly.